AUGGAUGCUGCUGUGAUUCCGGCCCCGAGUGUAGUUUCUGAUAUAGUUCCGAAGAAGAAAACAAAGAAUGUGUCUAAAUUUCAAAAAGCUGUGCGCCGAAUCAAGAACUCGAGUUUCACAAAGUUCAUCACCGGCUUUAUCAACAAAACUGUUCAAUACAGCUGGACUUAUGGUCAUAUCGCGGGACGUCUUUUAUGGGUAUUUGGAUGCUAUACAAUUAUAGUUGCAUUACCACUAGCGAUGGAAAUUGAUAGAGAGCAAACACUCAUGGAGAUUCAGUACCAUGAGAGAGAACGAAUGAUGCGUACAAAGGUAUAACGGGAUGGGGUUCUUUAUCAUUUAUUUUAUUACUAUUUCUUUACAUGUC
Messenger RNA from Blastocystis hominis, 367 nucleotides. RefSeq lists its product as hypothetical. Lineage: Eukaryota; Bigyra; Opalinata; Blastocystidae. Gene Ontology annotation, biological process: intracellular protein transport. The record is from RefSeq and is a predicted model, not a curated record. The transcript is spliced from 4 exons. Bases 1 to 318 code for a protein of 105 amino acids. Gene Ontology annotation, cellular component: mitochondrial outer membrane.